CAGAAGGGGAAAAUAAUAGAAUUGAAGUUGAAAGCAGAAAAUAGCGCGGGAAUAGAAAUGGCAAGCAGUAGCAGGAAGAAGAAGCACGAUUUGGAGUUGGAAAGAGUUCGCUUAAUCAGUUUAGCCCUUGAUUUUGGAUUCGACGAACACUCCGCUAACAAGUGCUUCGACCGUCUUCUCGCUCUCUACGGCGAUGAUGGUCGCGAAUUCAUCACCGUCGAACACUGCGGCGAUGAUUUUCUCGCCGCCUUGGCGGAGUCGAUGCAAGCCACCGAGGAAUGGGAUGACCUACAGGAAAUGGAGUCACAAGCGUGUGGAACCUUGACUCACAUUUUCGACAAAACUGUUCCCACGUGUGGUGUUGCCAAUGAUGAUGACACCUCAAGAUGCUUCGUUAACAUUGUCGACGAUUCGCCUCAGCCUCAGAGACGCAAACACCAGACCAAUGUGGUGGAGUUGGAUUCCAGUGACGAUGAGGAUGUGCAUUUCAGUGUUUCAAGGCAAAAAUCUGUGGAUUGCAGAAGUGGCAUCACUCAAGGCUCAGUUUCAUCAACUUCCAGCAAAAUACGGUCCUCCUUUGCAUCAAAUAAUAAAAACAGGACUCUCACUUACGAAGAAUUGCAAGCACUAGUAGAUGAUAUUGAGUUGGCAAAUGUUGUUAUCUUUGGUAAUAAGGCAUUUCGACCAUUGCAGCAUCAAGCAUGUAAAGUAGCUUUGGCAAAACAAGAUUCUUUUAUUCUUAUGCCUACUGGGGGUGGUAAAUCUCUUUGCUAUCAGCUUCCAGCAACUCUUCAACCGGGUGUUACAGUAGUAGUAUCUCCAUUACUUUCACUCAUUCAAGAUCAGAUAAUAACACUAAACCUCAAGUUUGGAAUACCUGCUACUUUUUUAAAUUCUCAACAAACUGCUUCCCAAGCCACAGCUGUCCUCCAAGAGCUAAGAAAAGACAAACCAUCAUGCAAGCUCUUGUAUGUGACACCUGAGAGAAUUGCUGGCAAUCAAUCAUUUCUUCAGAUUCUAAAAUGCAUGCAUCAGAAGGGACAGCUUGCAGGUUUUGUUGUUGAUGAGGCACACUGUGUUAGCCAAUGGGGACAUGAUUUCCGGCCUGAUUAUCGGGGAUUGGGAUCUCUUAAGCAACAUUUUCCAGAUGUACCUGUCAUGGCACUGACUGCCACUGCAACUCAUGCAGUUCGUGAGGACAUCUUAAAUGCUUUAAGAAUUCCCCAUGCAAUUGUUCUUGAAAGAAGCUUUGACAGACCAAAUUUGAAGUAUGAAGUCAUUGUUAAGACAAAGGAACCGCUAAAGCAGCUUGGACAGCUACUAAUUGAUCGCUUCAAGAAUCAGUGUGGAAUUGUUUACUGCCUUUCAAAAAGUGAAUGUGUUGAGGUUUCAAAAUUUUUGAAUGAGAAGAUCAAGAUCAAGGCAAUGUAUUACCAUGCUGGCUUGGCUGCCCGCCAGAGAGUAGCUGUUCAAAAGAAAUGGCAUGACGGGGAGGUCCAUAUAGUAUGUGCAACUAUUGCUUUUGGAAUGGGGAUAGACAAACCUGAUGUUCGGUUUGUCAUCCACAAUACAAUGUCAAAAUCAAUCGAAAGCUAUUAUCAGGAAUCUGGAAGGGCUGGAAGAGAUAAUCUCCCUGCUGUUUGCAUAGCUCUAUACCAGAAGAAGGAUUUUAGUAGAGUUGUAUGCAUGAUAAGAAACGGCCAAGGAUAUAAAAAGGAAAGUUUUAAGACAGCAAUGGCUCAAGCCAAAAAGAUGCAACAGUACUGUGAACUGAAGGUUGAAUGCCGGAGACAGAAUUUACUCGAACACUUUGGAGAAUCUUUUGAUAGAAAAGCCUGCAAAUUUGGAUCUAGCCCCUGUGAUAACUGUCUCAAGACUGCAUUAUGA
Molecule: messenger RNA, 1887 nt
Organism: Abrus precatorius (Indian licorice)
Lineage: Eukaryota; Viridiplantae; Streptophyta; Magnoliopsida; Fabales; Fabaceae
Product: ATP-dependent DNA helicase Q-like 1
Exons: 10
Coding region: 58-1887 (609 amino acids)
Biological process (GO): double-strand break repair via homologous recombination
Cellular component (GO): cytoplasm; chromosome; nucleus
Molecular function (GO): nucleic acid binding; 3'-5' DNA helicase activity; ATP binding
Source: RefSeq, a predicted model, not a curated record